AUGGGCUACCCUUUCGACCCCUGGGGAGAUUCCUCAGACCUUAGCUCUCCUCCAGCAUCACCAUCGCCCCCUCCAGGUUUCCUCCCAUCUCCUCCACCAUCCCAAGACAAUUUUGAGCCCAAUUCAAAUGACUCCUUUACCGCGUCGCAAGACACCACACCUCCAACCAAAAAGAGGAGGAAAGUUGAGCCGAAGCCGCGGUCAACAAAAUAUCUUGAUUUAACCUUGGUUUCCACAACUCCCACGGAUUGCUUUGCAAGCCAAACGGAUGAGCUAGGCCUUUUGCUGAAGGCUCUUCAGAAGAAGCGCAAAAUCGUUGUGAUUGCUGGAGCUGGAAUUUCAGUUUCUGCUGGGAUCCCUGACUUUCGUUCUGCUCAUGGUCUAUUUAAGACGUUGAAAAAGGAUCACAAACUGAAAACCUCAGGGAAGCAGUUGUUUGACGCGUCAGUGUAUCAGGACGAUACGAUGACUUCAUCUUUCCACGACAUGGUUCGCUCGUUAUCUGGAAUGGCGGCCUCUGCUCAACCAACAGCUUUCCACCACCUCCUUGCCAGACUUGCAAAGGAUGGCCGCUUAAUGCGACUGUAUACACAGAAUGUUGAUGGCAUUGAAACGUCGUUGCCCCCUCUGGCAACUGAAGUACCUCUUGGUGUCAAGGCACCGUGGCCGCGAACCAUUCAACUACAUGGCGGACUUGAAAAAAUGGUCUGUCAGAAAUGCAGGCAUACAUCCGACUUCGAAGCAGAACUCUUCCAAGGACCUAAUCCACCCUUAUGCCAAAAAUGCUGCGAAACAGACCAAUUCCGUACAACCACUGGCCAGCGUAGUCAUGGAGUUGGCAAGCUUAGACCGAGAAUAGUUCUCUACAAUGAACAUAAUCCUGACGAAGAGGCCAUUGGUUCAGUUGUUACAGCUGAUUUACGUGCCAGACCCGAUGCUCUGAUAGUAGUUGGCACCACCUUAAAGGUUCCAGGGGUCCCUGUCGGAAAAGGCUUCGAGAACUGUUGGGAUCUUGUCAUCAAAGGUGAUUGCGAUGAAGUUGCGAGACAAGCCAACAUGAAACCCUGGGACGAUGACAGCGAUAAUACCAUUCAAGAAUGCACGGAAUCAGACGUGGAACGAGUUAAACAGGAACAAGGGCCGUUCUCCGUCAUCAUCCCUACACCAAAGAAACUUCAAACGAAUACUGGUAUCCUCACACCCUCAUCCAGUCAGGACGAAGCAUUCAACAUCAAAGACCAACCGCCAAUUCCCUUCCCGCUUACGGAAAAGCCAAUUAAUAAAUCUCUAUCCUCCAUAUUAUCCGGGGAUCCCGGUCGAAAAGCUGCUAAGCCUAGGAAACCAGCUCAGAAAAAAGAGGGAGUUCCAAAGAAAGCCAGGACGACAAACGCAAAAGCCCAACCAAAGAAAAUCGAUCAACAGUUCCGCGUUGCCAAGUCGAGUAAGCCCUCCGUCACUGCUAAGAAGUCGGUUAAUCCUAGCGAAAACGAUCUCACUCAACCAAUGCAUUCUAUAUCACCCGGUGCGGCUCGUAAUAACGGGCCCACGUUUAUCGAGACGUCUACCUCCCCGCCGUGGAAGGAUACUGCCACGAUCUCGCCAUCCGGCACCGUCCCGUCUGACCUUGAGAGAAUGUUAAACUAA
Molecule: messenger RNA, 1644 nt
Organism: Histoplasma mississippiense
Lineage: Eukaryota; Fungi; Ascomycota; Eurotiomycetes; Onygenales; Ajellomycetaceae
Exons: 3
Coding region: 1-1644 (547 amino acids)
Biological process (GO): replication-born double-strand break repair via sister chromatid exchange; pericentric heterochromatin formation; regulation of DNA repair
Cellular component (GO): mating-type region heterochromatin
Molecular function (GO): NAD+ binding; histone deacetylase activity, NAD-dependent
Source: RefSeq, a predicted model, not a curated record